AUGGCUGGCAAUAAGCUAACGUGGUGGCCGUGGGUUGCUUUGUGGAUUUGUUCGGCGGUGGCAUAUCAGUGCGUUGAGAGUAGGAAGAUAGUGGAGAAGAAGCCAGAAUGGUUUUUUGAUGGCAACCCCAGCGGUGGUUUUAGUGGCGGAAACAGGUGGGGUUUUGGGCAUUCGUUUAGCUUCGGCAAGGGGCUGGGCUUCCGCUUUGGUUUCGGACGUCCUGGUGGCGGUGGCGGUGGUGGAAUGGGUGCCUUUGGAAGGCAUAAUAACUGGCACCACAAUGGAGGUGGUGUUGCUGCUGGUGGAGGCAUUGGUGGCGGGAUAGGAGGUGGUUUUGGUGGAGGAGGAGGUUUUGGCGGCGGUGGUGGAGGAGGAAUUGGAGGCGUGAGCCAGAAAGCCCAUGUUGAUGAGAAAAAAACAUAA
This is a messenger RNA of Hibiscus syriacus, 423 nucleotides long. RefSeq names its product glycine-rich cell wall structural protein 1-like. The coding region runs from base 1 to 423 and encodes 140 amino acids. NCBI's taxonomy places the organism in Eukaryota, Viridiplantae, Streptophyta, Magnoliopsida, Malvales, Malvaceae. The record is from RefSeq and is a predicted model, not a curated record. The transcript has a single exon.